UCAAAUAAAUUUUUCAAUAACAAUAAUUUUUAGCACUUCUACUCAUGAAUAUAUGCUCAUAUGCUACCCUGAAUGCAGUUAACAUUUUGCAUUAUAGUUCUGAGUGGACCAAUGCUUCCUCAAACAAUUUUUGCCAUCUAUCUCUAUCCGAUGUCAAGUUUUUCUAAUCGCUCAUAAGUAAUUUCAUUAAAUGGUCUUUUGCAUUAUUUAGCUAACUCUUUCUAAAUAUGUGUCUUCUUCGAGAUCCAAUUAGGUUUCUUAAAAGUGCUUGUUUUGGUGAUCGCUCUCGGUUCAUGCGCUGAUCGUCUCCUAGCUAUCUUAGUUUUUGUAACUUGUCGAUUGAAUUCUCUAAUUCGUAGUUGUAGAGAAUACGAUAUGUGCUAUCAUCUAGACCUAUUGUGACAAAAAUAUAUUUAUAACAAUAAUUGAUUCUGAAAAAUUUUCUUCCAUAUGACUUUCUGAGAUGUUAACAUACCGAACGUAGCAUACCAAAUUAAUUUAUAUUAGUGGAAUAAUUCACAAUGACUUGAUUUGAGAACUCUUUCAUAUUGUAGAGUAAAUAAAUAUUGUAAAACAAGUGCUCCCUGCAGCUAAUAGAUUUAUUAAAACAACAAAGUCGUAGUGAACAUUAGACUUUUCGUUAUCUAUUUGCAGCAACUGCGGAUUUUUAAAAUUAUAAUUUAAUUUAAUUAAUUUAAUUUAAAUUAAUCUCAAUUAAUUUAGUGAAUUAACUUCGUUAUAAAAAUGUCACUUAAACAGCUUGUGGAGGGUGAUUGUGGUGGAGUCAAUCCACUGAUGCAGCUUGGACAGCAGUUCACUCGCGAUGCUGCACGUAGAGAUGAGGGAUUCAUGCAACCUGGCUUUGAACGGCGUAUGCACCCAAAUGAACAAAUGGUUAAUGAGUUCCUUGGACACGUAACAGCACCGCCACAAUCCUUUCAAAUGGAGACGCUGAUACAGGAAAUGCGUGAGAUUGAAAAAGGCAACACUGGUGCAAUUGCAUUUAAUGCUGCUCCGCGUGUUAUUGAUGAAGUUACAGGACAAUGGGCUAAGGAAUAUACACAAGGACAAAGUCAAAUGUUACAUAUGCAACCGCAACAACAACAAAUAACGCAUGUACGUGAAUUUUUCGAAACAAAUCCAAGUAGUGCAAUGCAAAUGGGCUAUGGCAGCACGACAUAUAGACCAUAUGUGCCAAUGCUACCACCGCCACAGCAGCAGAGUUUUGGGCCAACUGCACAAUUUUUCGAACAAUGCGAGGCACAAGAAAAAGCCGUUGAGGCUCAAUCCAAGUCAAUAGCAGGGAACUGGUUUGACGAGUACGAACAAAGUAAAGAACAAAAUGAGAAAGCGAGUGCUGAUUAUAAUGAGAACUUCUGGCAACAUUUACAGGAUGAAUGGCAAAAACUUUCAGAUAAAACUGAACAUCCUUGGCUGUCAGAAUUAGAUGAAAACUAUGAUCCAUAUAAAGAGUAUCAAUUCACCGAGGACAAUCCUAUGGCACAACUGGAAAAUGCUUUUGAAAAAGGAUUAGAGUAUUUGUCUAAGGGUGAUAUACCUAGUGCAGUGCUCUGCUUUGAGGUGGCAGCACAAAAGGAUCCCGAAAACGCUGAAAUUUGGGAACAUUUGGGAUUAACGCAAGCAGAAAAUGAGAUGGAUCCACAAGGUAUAGCGGCUUUAAAACGUUCCUUAGAUAUAAGAUCGGAUAAUAAACGGGUGCUAAUGGCGCUCGCUAUUUGCUAUACGAACGAAAGCUUACAGAGUCAAGCACUUAAAAUGAUUACGAAGUGGCUACAAAUCAAUCCGAAAUAUAAACACUUAAUUGAACAACAUCCAGAAUUUCAAGCCGAAAAUGAGGCUAUAGCAUCUUCACUGAUUCGCGGUAAUAAAUUAGUAGAAUUACAGAAUGUAUUUCUCGAAGCAGUGCGCUUGAAUCCAAGCGAAAUAGAUCCAGAAGUGCAGGAAGCAUUGGGCGUACUUUAUAAUUUAUCUUCUGAAUUUGAUAAGGCAGUUGAUUGCUUUAGUGCGGCUCUCUUUGCAGACCCACAAAAUGCGAAAAUUUGGAAUCGUUUAGGCGCAAGUUUGGCAAAUGGUUCACGUUCCGUGGAAGCGGUAGAAGCAUAUCAACAUGCUUUGCAACUACAACCAGGAUUUAUAAGAGUACGCUAUAAUGUGGGCGUAUGCUGUAUGAAUUUAAAAGCCUACAAACAGGCUGCGGAACAUUUAUUAACCGCUCUCAACAUGCAAGCUAAUUCAGCGGUUCUUAAAGAACUCCCAGCUGUAGCGAGUUCUGUGACAAGUGGCCAGCAUCAAAUGUCAGAAUCUAUAUGGAGCACUUUAAAAAUGGUAAUAUCACUUAUGGGACGAUAUGAUUUACAGGAUGCAGUGAAUAAUCGAAAUUUAGACAUUUUAAAUGAUGCUUUCAAAGAAUGAACACAUUGCUCCAAGUCUAUAGUUUCAAUGUUAGGGGACAGAUAUAUAUACAACAUUCUGGUUUAAAUAUUUAUAUGUUUAUAUAGAGACAAUCUUUUGUAUUGUAAAUAAUUUUAA
This is a messenger RNA of Teleopsis dalmanni, 2550 nucleotides long. RefSeq names its product peroxisomal targeting signal 1 receptor (gene Pex5). Gene Ontology annotation, molecular function: protein binding. Gene Ontology annotation, biological process: protein import into peroxisome matrix, docking. Lineage: Eukaryota; Metazoa; Arthropoda; Insecta; Diptera; Diopsidae. The coding region runs from base 745 to 2433 and encodes 562 amino acids. The transcript is spliced from 3 exons. The record is from RefSeq and is a predicted model, not a curated record. Gene Ontology annotation, cellular component: peroxisomal membrane; cytosol.